GUAUCAGUCUUUGAAUAAUGCAAACAAUAUACCACUUAAAAGAACCACAAAUGGACAGGGAAGAGGACGUCAGGACAAUUAUACAGACGUUUCUUUUUCAGUUCUCGGAGAAGGCGUACGGUGGGCCUUCGUUCAAUCGCCCGGCUUGCUGUUUUGCGCCGCAUAUUUAUGGAGCCGGCAAAACAUUUGUAGGCCAAAACUUUUUGGCCUAUUUGAAUAUUUUUGCAGAGCGUGAGUGUUCCAAUGCACAGACUUUUCAACAACUACACAGUUCAAACGAUAACCCCCAACCGAGUGAGUUGAAAGUGCCUUGGAAACACUUUGCGGAACAAACUUUGUCAGUUAUCUUAGAACUAAGAGAGAGCUUUUCUGAUGCUCCUUUUCCAAGGUUUCUAGAGGCUUUGUUAUAUAAUAUAAUUUUGAACGCUUAUCGACAAAAUGGAAGAAGAAAAGAUGCCGCACACGUUGCUUCAACGAUAAUCAGGGAACUCAACUUGGACGAUGCCAUAGAUUAUCUUCUCGAACAAUUUCAGAAACAAUAUUUAUUUUUGAUGAUCGACGAACUUAGCCAUCUGAGUUACCUCACUAAAUACUAUAGUGAACUCGGCGAGGAACAGUUCAUCGAGUCUGACCCAAAAUAUGUACCUUUUCGGAACUUCUUCCGCAUUUUACGUGAUUUGUUGAUUACAGGGAAGGUAAUUGUCUAUUUGGCAGGUCGAACUGCUGAAAUCUCGGCCCCCUUGUCUGAUACUCGCUCCAGUAGAGUGAGUCUUCGUAUGUUGCGGUUGAAUCCCUUUAACCUCCGUGAUAUUAACGAAUAUAUUGAGCUGGCAACUUAUGAUGGAAAGUCCUUGAAGGACUGGUUAUUACCCUCAGAUGGUAUACGACAUCGAUUCUUAGAAUUGUUGAAAAAGAAGACAGGGGGUAUCCCGUUGAUUUUAAAGAAUACUUUACUUGCCCUAGUACGGAAAGUUGCAAACUUAUCGCAACCUGCUAUCAACAACGACAAUAUGGAACUUUUGUUAGAUGGUGUCUUCCGGUCUUUACUACUACAUUCGUUAACGUUUAUUAUUCCAGAGAUACUAGAUUCCGCAACCCUUCUUCGAUAUGAAUUUGUCUUUUUGAAUUAUCAACUCGGAACAGUUUUCCCAAUCGGAUUUGCAAUUACUCUAUGUGGAACGAGAACUUAUUUGAUGGACUUGGUUGCAACUUUUGGGUUUUAUUCUGAAAUUUGUGAAACUGACGGGAUUGAUUUGGGCACUAAAUUCAAGAUUGGUUGUUGUGAAUUUAUAUUGCGAGCUCAUAGCAACUAUAAAUUUUUCCGUGAGGCUACUGAACUUUUUCCUUUAUCUCCGUUUAGUUAUAUUCCCGACACUUCAACAGCAAAAGGAGUCUUCUUUGAAUUUGUAUUUAUGAAGAUCUUUCGUUUUCGCUUAUUAACUUUUCUUCAUUCUAGUUCCUCGCCUAUUGUACAUUCUGCUAUUCCAGGAAUUUUCCAGGGUUCUUUUAUUGAACAGGACAAUGUUUCUUAUUCUAUGGAAUCAACAAAAUCUAAUGAUAUACCCAUCUUGAGAGAGAUGUCUCUGAUUCAUUUUCUGACCAUUAUGGAAAAUUUUUACAACGUUGUGGUAUUUUUGUUCCAAAAGAUGGCAAUUCGAGUGGUCCUGAUGCAUAUGUUGUAUUCCAUAAUGGACAAACACGUUAUGUUGUUGGAUUUUCAUUUAAAUUUUAUCACAAAACUGGAUUUUCGAAAACAAAUAUUGAGAAGGAAGCAGAACAAUUUUUCCAAGAAAUAUGAUCGAUCUGUAGGUUUCUCUGUUGAAGAACAUAAUAUUGUUGAAGAUGCAAGUUAUUUGGUUACUGAACAUUCUGCAGGGUCAACUUUGAAUGAAAGUAGUCGAUCAUGCCUGCAGUUGGUAAUUGUUUCCCAAAGGAACCUUGAACGAUUUUUUGGAAUAGAAAAUUUCGAUAUUUUGAGGAAAAUUGGGAAAGCAAGCCGAGAAGAGUUCAGAAAAGACUUUUCAGUAUGGUGUAAAACUGUCUUUGAGUCGAUGUCCGAUGAAUAUGUUUCGCCUUUGGAAGCUAAGCCAUUCAAUGUUACUUUAAGAGUAGCUCGAAAUAUAAGACCGAGAACAAAUGAGGAGAAUAGGAUGCAAAUGGAAGGUUUUCAAACUGCUAUGCAAGUGGAAGAAGGAAAUACACGAAGCGAACAAAGGGUUGCAGCAUCCAGUUCUUUGUCUUCGUCAUUUGAUUGGAAUACUUUCCUAAGAGACCGUUGUGGUCUUUCUGAAGAAGAUGUUGCCUAUUGUUUGCCCAGGUUGUCCUUCAUAGGAAUGAUAGAUUUGAGUGGCGUGACAACAGAGUUUCUUUUGAAGUGCGGUAUCGAUAGUCCUUCACUAAGAUUGCGAAUUAUGUUAGGAAUACGACAGUUUUUAGCAAAGUAGCUUUUAUGGACUAGUUUGUGGUAUGCCCAUGAUUUCCCUGUAGAAGAUGAUGGAAGCCUUGUAGAAGUCGUAGUCCUAAUAAAGACAUGUAAUUUUUGUUUUUA
Messenger RNA from Galdieria sulphuraria, 2548 nucleotides. RefSeq names its product archaeal ATPase. Bases 18 to 2444 code for a protein of 808 amino acids. Lineage: Eukaryota; Rhodophyta; Bangiophyceae; Galdieriales; Galdieriaceae. The record is from RefSeq and is a predicted model, not a curated record. The transcript has 2 exons.